Molecule: messenger RNA, 5817 nt
Organism: Labeo rohita (rohu)
Lineage: Eukaryota; Metazoa; Chordata; Actinopteri; Cypriniformes; Cyprinidae
Gene: grin2ca
Product: glutamate receptor, ionotropic, N-methyl D-aspartate 2Ca
Exons: 13
Coding region: 985-5190 (1401 amino acids)
Biological process (GO): long-term synaptic potentiation; excitatory postsynaptic potential; monoatomic ion transport
Cellular component (GO): plasma membrane; NMDA selective glutamate receptor complex; postsynaptic density membrane
Molecular function (GO): NMDA glutamate receptor activity; transmitter-gated monoatomic ion channel activity involved in regulation of postsynaptic membrane potential
Source: RefSeq, a predicted model, not a curated record
UGAUAUGGAGUGCAGAAGGAGCCGGGAUUACAACUACAGUAAUCUGAGAACCGCAACUGCACUCCACAGCCACAGACGAACACAUCAAGUCCAACAAAACAUCAGGGGAAAGUGAAAUGAGGCACCUUCGGGACACCGCUUUACAACUACAGAAGUCGAGAAAAUAAUUACAAACUCCAGGGAAUAAGAAGCUAAAAUAUCUGUUGGCUAGCAAUCAACAGCCGGCUAAAACAAGAAGCUCCGCCUAUCAGCCUGUGCCACCUGUGUGCCCUUCUAACUGCCAGUUUUUGGAGUAAUCCGUGGUGUCUUUUAGUGGAAUGAGGACUACAGUUAAAGAACGCGUCGGAAACAAGUUAACAAGGUAAACGGAAUUUGUUCUUUGGAUUUGAAAGUGCUCGGAAUUCCCUGAACAUUCCAUUUCCUAUUUGUUUUGACAUGGAACAACGGAACAUUCAAAUUUCUGCAAAUGUAUAAAAAUCACUGAUUGUUUUUUCCGCUCUGAUUUGGACGCAGAUGAGACGCUGACAGAUUUGGACCUGUCCAAUGAGAGUUGAGGCACACGUGUCCACCUAACCAGUGACCAUUCUGGACAAGGAGCUCUAUGCGCGUCUGCACCAGGACACUUGUGGACAGCCGUCUCCUGCCUCUCAUUUCUCCUCUGGCAUCCGCUCUCCCUCCAUCUCUCCACGCCACCUCCUCUUCUCCUCCCCCCCUCCCUCCAUCCGUCCCACCCUCCCCUCACGGAAGAUGAUGUGACCUUCUGCCAAACUGCUAGAGACCAUGCCACUGUCACAGUGGGCUGUUCUGUCUACACUGAAAUAGAAUCAAACAAGAGCCACGAGAGAGAGAGAGAGAAAGAAGGAGGGGGGGACAGGGGGAAAAAAAAGAAGAAGAAAAAAAUCAGGACGAGUCACGGAGGAGAAAAUGUGCUGUCGGGCGUCCGGGCUGGAUGUGGUUUGCCAAAGCAGGCAGUAGGUGACUGAGAUGGGCGUUCAUCUAGGCUGUCUCAGCGACACACUGUGGCUGCCGUUGUUGCUGCUGCUGUCUGUCUGCUCCGCCCCCCGCUGCCAGUGCCGCCCGUUCGGGAUGGUUGAGCCCACCGUGAACGUGGCGGUGGUGUUCAGUGGCUCCGCCUACCAGAUGGAGAUCAAGGGGCGACUGAGUCGGGAGAACUUCCUGGACCUGCCGCUGGAGGUGAACCCCAUCACUGUGCUGGUGAACAACACCAACCCGCGUACCCUACUGACGCGCAUCUGCGACACGCUGGCUGCUAACAGGGUGCACGGGGUGGUCUUUGAAGAUAACAUUGGGUCUGAGGCCGUGGCGCAGAUCCUAGACUUCAUCUCCACGCAGACGGCCGUGCCCAUAGUGGGCAUCAGCGGGGGAUCUGCCGUCGUCCUGCCUCACAAGGGUGACGGUUCUACCUUUCUCCAGCUGGGCUCCUCCAUCGAGCAGCAGAUCAACGGGAUGUUCAAGGUGAUGGAGGAGUACAACUGGGACAGUUUUGUGGUGGUGACCAGCAUGUACCCGGGCUACGACACCUAUGUGGACUACAUCCACUCCUUCAUUGACACGUCUUACUUCCUCUGGGAGUUGCAGGACAUCUUGACGUUUGACAUGUCGGCCGACGGCAUGAACGACCUCCGUGCCCGCCGCUUACUUCAGCAGAUCGACGCGCAGGUGCUGCUGGUGUACUGCUCGCACGACGAGGCCCAGUACCUCUUCAGCAUGGCCAGGGAAGUGGGUUUGGUGGGUCCGGGGUACAUCUGGUUUAUCCCCAGCCUUGCGGUGGGAAACCCCAAUAUGCCUCCCCCAGACAGCUUCCCCGUUGGAUUGAUCAGCAUUAUCACCGAUCGCUGGAAGAUGAGCUUGAGAAACAGGGUCAGGGAUGGUGUGGCCAUCGUGGUGAAAGGAGUGGAGAGCUUCCGCAAGCAGAGGGGCUUUAUUCCCGAUGGACACAUGGACUGUCAGAGUCCGGUGCGGCCAUCCGCCAAUGACACUCUCUACAGGCAUAUGCUUAAUGUGUCCUGGGAGAACACUGACUUCUCCUUCAACAGUGAUGGAUAUCUAGUCAACCCCUCCAUGAUCAUAAUCACUCUGGACCGCGGGAGACAGUGGGAUAAGGUGGGGACUUAUGAGUCUGGUAUCCUGCAGAUGAGGUACCCUGUCUGGCCACGUUAUGGGACCUUCCUGGAGCCCGUGUCUGAUAACCGUCACUUGACAGUGGCCACACUGGAGGAAAGGCCUUUUGUGAUUGUAGAAGCUGUGGAUCCUGUUACUGGCACCUGCCUCAGUAACACCGUCCCCUGCAGACGCCAGUCAAACAAGACAGAAACGAUAGUUGGACACACUGAGCCUUACACCAAAUUGUGCUGCAAAGGCUUCUGCAUAGACAUUUUGAAAAAGCUCUCUCGCAACAUUAAGUUCUCCUACGACCUCUACCUGGUCACCAACGGCAAACAUGGCAAGCUGGUACGAGGGAUCUGGAACGGUAUGAUCGGAGAGGUGUUUUAUAAGCGAGCGGACAUGGCCAUUGGCUCUCUGACCAUUAAUGAGGAGCGCUCGGAGAUCAUUGACUUCUCUGUGCCGUUUGUGGAGACUGGCAUCAGUGUGAUGGUGGCCAGAAGCAAUGGAACCGUGUCUCCGUCAGCCUUCCUAGAGCCCUACAGCCCAGCGGUGUGGGUGAUGAUGUUUGUCAUGUGUCUUACAGUCGUGGCGGUGACUGUGUUCGUGUUUGAAUACUUUAGUCCUGUGGGCUACAACCGCAGCCUGGUCAGUGCCAAAGAUCCAGGUGGGCCGACGUUUACCAUUGGAAAGUCAGUCUGGCUGCUGUGGGGGAUCGUCUUUAACAACUCAGUGCCCAUUGAAAACCCCAAAGGCACCACCAGUAAGAUCAUGGUGCUGGUGUGGGCUUUCUUUGCUGUGAUCUUCCUGGCCAGCUACACGGCCAACCUGGCAGCCUUCAUGAUCCAGGAGCAGUACAUUGACACCGUUUCUGGACUGAGUGACAAGAAGUUCCAGAAACCACAAGACCAAUAUCCUCCAUUCCGGUUUGGGACCGUGCCCAACGGCAGCACAGAACGAAACAUAAGGAGCAAUUAUCCAGAAAUGCAUUCCCACAUGGUUAAAUACAACCAGAAAGGUGUGGAGGAUGCGCUCAACAGCCUCAAAACUGGCAAGCUGGAUGCCUUCAUAUACGAUGCAGCUGUGCUUAACUACAUGGCCGGUAAAGAUGAAGGGUGUAAACUGGUGACAAUCGGUAGUGGGAAGGUAUUUGCAACAACAGGCUACGGUAUCGCCCUUCAGAAAGAAUCACGCUGGAAGCGUCCCAUAGACCUCGCUCUUCUCCAGUUCCUUGCUGAUGGUGAUACUCAGAAGCUCCAGACAGUGUGGCUCACUGGUAUCUGUCGUAACGAGAAGAAGGAGGUGAUGAGCUCCAAGCUCGACAUUGACAACAUGGCCGGAGUGUUUUACAUGCUUCUCGUGGCUAUGGGUCUCAGUCUGCUGGUCUUUGCUUGGGAACAUCUACUGUACUGGAAGCUCCGGCAUUCUGUCCGCAAGUCUGAGCGCUUGGACUUCCUGCUGGCCAUUAGCAGGGGAAUCUACAGCUGCUUCAAUGGUGUGGAGGACAUGGACCGUAAAGGGAGCAUGCAGAACCCAGAUGUCACCACCAGUUACACUCAGGCCAACAUGCUGAAGAUGCUCCAAACCGCAAAGGACAUUGUCUCAUCUGCGAGAGUUGAAAACUCCCUGGAUAAUGCCACAAAGACCAUUGAGAACUGGAGUCGACGUGAUCCAGAGUCAGCCAGACCUAGUCUUCCUACCUGCCUCAUAGGAACGGACUUCAGCCAUAGCCGCCUGCCCUGCAUCGCCAGCGUUACGGACAACCACUCACCGUACCCUCAAACCAUGGACAGCACCACUCAGCACUUGCUGGAGAAGCCUCACGUGGGAACACGGCCUACCUCACUGCGCUACACUCUUCCCGCACGUACCAGCCACCACCACAUCUACGAACGGACGCUACCCAUAUCUAGCCUCAGCAGUCCCCAUAUUGCAAUGAGAGACCCACCACCUCCCACAGCUCCGAAACCCCACGUGUACGUGGACCAGUCCUGUCACCACCCUACCUCUCGCUACGUCUCUUACCGUGACUUUCAGGUACCAGAUAUCUUUGUGGAACACCAGGAACCUUCAGGAAGCCAUAAACAAUACAUGGCAGGUCUGGGUCGCAAAAAGAGGUCCCACAGCUACGUAGCAGCAUCUCCAGAAACUCGACGAAGGGACGAUUAUGAUGUACCCCAGUCUUGUCUGGCUGAGCUCAAAAGCAACCACUUUGUUGAAAACCAUUCCCAUACUACACCCUGCAUGAGAAGCCACUUCCAGAGACCCGGCUCUAGCUGCAACUCCUGCACGAAGCUGUAUCUAGAACCGGAGAUGGAUGAUGUUCCUCUUCUGGGGAAAGAUAAAAUGAACCGCCGCGCCUCUUUUCUCAGGGCCACGUGGGGUGGUGACAGGAUCCGGCAGCUGGAUGAGAAGCCCUCCACCUCUGCAUCCUCCACCACUUGCAUCAACAUGCCCGAUCUGUUCCCUCGAGUGGUGGUGACCAAUCCCAAGAUCCCCUCAAAGAUGUACGGCAGCACAGGUAACAACCUACGCUACAACAUGGCUGUGGAACCAGCCUAUCUGGACCCAGCCCACAUGGGCUCCUACCCGUACAAGCCACAAAAGUUCAAGUACUCAAAGUCCAUCCGCCUUCCUUCAUACCGGGAGGCGAUUCUACAGAAUGCGGCGGCCCUUCGGCGCUCCUCGUCCACACUAGUGCACGGACACUACUCAACGUACCUGAACUCUUACACAGACCUGCCGGUGUAUUUGGGUCCUCUACCGCAAGGACCCGCUCACUUCCAUGAGCAUUCCAAAGACACGUGCCACCUGUUUCCAUGCAUCAACCAUUGCCCCGAAAAUGCCGCCUUGGUUCCCCGGUUAGGCGGCAGACCUGUAUUGUAUCAGAGCACUGCUGUUGGAGGCUACGAGGGGGCCGGGCGCUCAAACGAGGGGUCAAUGCAUACUGUACCGGUCUCUUCCGUCCGCAGGGACCGCAGGCAGGUUCUAGUGGCACGGAACGUACACAGUCCAUACGCCCCACGGCCCUGGGGUAGGGUAUCUAGUCUGGAGUCUGAGGUUUGAAGACCUUUUAAGAGAUCUCCAGAGACAGUUUCCCCUGAGGGAGAAACACUGGGAACUGCUAAACGAAGUCAAGCAAAAAAGAUAAAGGUGGACUAGAGGUGGUAAUCUCAGUGCAAUAAUACCCUCAGACAGCAGGGAUGGGAUGGGGGAAUGUACAAGUGAUUACUGUGGAGACUUGUUUCAGUAUACUUAAAAAAAAAAAAAGUAAGAGUUACAAAUAAUGAACUGUUCUUAAUCUAUAAUCUAUUGUUAUUUAAACUGUUUUUAAAUGCCAUUACACCAGUUAAGACUCAUUCUCUGCAAACAAUUGGAUGUAGCAUGUUUUAAGGCAGCUUUAAAAACCAAAAGGGUUUGAAAUCUGGUUUUUAUUUAUGCCAGGGCAUUCGACCAUUUUAAAUCUGGAGAACCACUGGAGAAUUUUAUAACAUAGCCACACAAAAAUGUCUUCCAAGAAUUUUCUAAAUCCAGGGGUUUGAGAAAGCCAUUAAUUGUCCAAUUUUGUCACUCCACCAGUGUAAUUCAGAUCUGAUUUCAAGAAUGGUGAAGAAUUGAUUUGCCAUCUGUAGUUCCACAGCAACUUCACUGUUUAAUAAAUGAUGGGAUGGCCGUGAGGCCACUUGAAAAGGA